AUGACUCCACCACCAGCUGUCUGUUCAAGAAACCUUUACUCCUAUAUAACACAAUAUGUGGAACCAAAUGUAAGUGAAUCAAAUCAUAUGAAACAAAAUAAUGAUACUGGGGAUUCAACUCAAGUCGAAACAAAAAGUUCAGUUCCAACCAUUAAUUCAAGAAG
Sphenostylis stenocarpa is the source of this 164-nucleotide messenger RNA. Lineage: Eukaryota; Viridiplantae; Streptophyta; Magnoliopsida; Fabales; Fabaceae. The record is from the annotation of a GenBank genome assembly.